UGUUGUCAAAAGAUUCCAAGUCCGACCACCAGAAGCGCUGCUGUAGAUUGCCAUAGUCUCUCCAUGUUAUUCUCCAACCGAAUUUGUUUACUCUCAAUUUGGUAGUACGCCUUCAGUUGAUUCAGCUGAAUCAACUAAAAGGCUAGGGAUGAAAUACGCGAGAACGUUAAAAUCCCAGACAGAAAAAGUUUAAAAUUGAAUUCACGCCUCUUUUCGUUACAGAUUCUCACCUACACUUACCGCGAUUGGUAAUCCAGUAGAAUUUGCCCGUUACUGAAUGUCAGUUACUUCGGGAAGACGCGACUGACCGAGGCUUUUACGAUAAUCAGUGGAACAGCCAGCUAAAACAAAUAAUUUAUAAGAGAAUCACUGUACUAAACCAGCAACACACAAAAUGGGUACUAUCGAAUGUCCAGUUUGCACAUUGUAUCUCCGGGCCGAUAUGAGCCUGGAGACCCAUCUGUCCACGCAUCCACCUGAUCAGGUCAUCAAGGCGCUUGUUUCGCUUGCCACGAAACCUACAACGCCAUCAGCUCCGGCUUCGGUUAGCGCACCAACAAUAGCGGCUCCACCGGCACCGGCACCAGUACCGAUGACGCCGAUGGACAUCAUUGCAGGCAGCUCGCGUUCUCGUACACCUCCAAAUGCCCUCAUGUAUCACAGCAGUGGUUACGAGCCGAUCAAACAGGCCGCACCACCUCCUCCACCGCCGCCGCCGGCACCUAUUCCACAGCUGCAACACAGUUCACUACCAACCGCCAUAGCUGUUGUUAAGGCAUCAGAUAUGGGAUACCACCAUCCAUUGAACAAUGUAAUGAUUGUUAAAAGUUGCAGCACCAAAUUUAUGCAACAACUGACACCCGCCAACGCUGCCACUAUUGCAACCGGUGGCAUCGCAAAUCCUGGCUACACAACCGGCACCAUCGACAGUAGAAGCCUGUUCAUUGAGCCAGAUCGAGGAGGACCAGCAGCGGCAGCAGCAAUCGCUGGACGUAAGCAGAUGGCUCCUUCAAUGUAUCCACGCUACACCAACGAGCGAUAUUCCGGGCCUCCACCACCCUACAGCACGGCCAUUUCUUCGACUAUCUCGUCCAGUUCUCAGCUGCAACAAUCAUCGAUCACUAGCUAUACCUCGCGAUACGCGGAACAGAAGCCCAAUCUAGCUAAUCAGACAUUCGUUCAAAACCCUUCGGCAACGGUGGUCCAUAAUGCCCCUACAAUCAACAUAACCCAGCAACAGGUCUAUCAUGCACCUUAUCCACCUAUGAAUGCUGCUACGUUGCAGCAACAAAUACAACCAACAAUAGCACUUGCUCACAGCACGCAUGAACUGCAACCAUCUACGAGCUUAAAAAGUGCACAUGCGCAGUACACUGAGAAAGAAGACGGUAACUUUACCGUAACCGAAAAUCCGAAGAAAAUUGUAGAAUACACCGAGAAUGAUGAAGGCGACUUUAUGGUGAUCGAAAAAGUUGUCAAAUCGCCACCAAGGGUUAUCAAGGUGAAUGACAUUUCUUACACAAUUGAGGAGGAAACGGAGGACGAUAGAGAGGAAGAUAUUCAGCAUUCUACAAGCCACGACGGUCAAAACACAGGCGUUGAAGAAGAGCAAGAGGUAGAACAGGAGGAGUACGAAAUUAUGGUUGACGAAGAUGUGCCCACUAAACCCGACAACACUUCCGUAGAACAAUCGAAGGACGAUACAAUUGAAAUAGUUGAAAAUGACGAUGGCACUUUCGAUGACAAUUGUCGGUCGACAAUGAGUGGUAUGCCAGAAAUGCCGAAACCGAUGCUCAUUGGAACAAUUGGAAGUAAAAAGAGCAACAAGUUUAACUUAAUAGUGGAUUCGAGUCCUUCCACUUCAGGCUCGGCGGUUAAUAGCCCAUCUACACCCAGAAAACGACCCGCUAGUGGGCUGAAGGUGUUGAGUAAUGUAAAAGUAACCACUGAUUUGUCGCAAGGCAUCAAGGACAUUAUACUGAACUUGAACUGCAAAAAUAAAACAUCGAAUUUAAAUUCCACUAGCUCCAGCACCAGCAAUACGGAUGCUAUAAAAACUUCGAUGAUAACAGAAAUAAAACCAGCCGCCGUUGUGAAUAAUAAUUGUCAAAACGAGCUUAUCUUUAAUUCUGGCAGUAAUAUGCCUCCUAUUGAUCUCAAUAACAUAAAUGACAUUGAAAUAAUUAACGACGACGAAGAAGAUGUGCGUUCGGAUGAAGAGAAAGAAUGUUACGUUGUCGGUUCGUUGGAACUGAAAGCUUCUGAUUGUAGCGCAACACUCAAGCAAACGGAAGAGUUAUCGAGCAACGCUACUCAACAAUGUGUGGUCCCAUCAUCGUCUCGAGGUGCUCCUCCAACACCUUCCGUAAUAACAAGCGUCAUCCGGAUGACUCCCCAUUCUUCGCCGGUCAUUGCAGAGUCUACUCCUAUGACGACUCAAAUGUCUCAACAGACUGUUUCCGCGGAAACAAAUCCUCCGAAAGAAACAGUAUUUGAAGUUACUACCAAAGUCGAACCGACAAGUGAAAGUGUGGUGAAAUCUUCACCUGUUCUCAGUGGAUCAUUACUAGCAGUCAGAAAACCACAAUCCCAGGUUCCAACUUGUUCCACUACUCCCUUGUUCAACAGACCACCGAAAAAAUUAAACCUUAAGCUCAAAACUCCCUUGCCACCGAUUGCCCCGCCAACUCCACCCUUAGUUGCUCAUUCAGCUGGCUUUGAUAACUUUGCUGACCCUAAAAUUCCUAAAGUUGAGCAAAUUUCUGUAGAAGAAAGGUCGGAACUUACCGCAGAUAAACCGUUUGAUUUUUCCACUGGCGAUGGAAGCAUUCCAAUGGAUUGUGAAACCUCACACCUUCAACCGGUAAAUCUGUCAUUCGAUGAAGCUAAAUGUUCGGCAACGGAGCCAAACAGUAGUACGGCAUUGGCGUCGUUGUGCGAUGAAGAAACAGAAACUAAACCCAUUAAACCGGAUCUAGAAGAGCAGCCGUGCUCAUCGGAAGCAGUUACGUCAAGUUUGCUGAUUCAAGCUCAUUUAGACCACAAUCUACAACACUCGGAGACGACCGUUGUGUACACCACGCGUCCAGCAAGCAGUGCCAGUGGCAGUUCAAGGGGCAGCGAACACAACUUCAGUAAGGAUGCUUCCGUUCACGAGACGGCAGACGACAUGAACCAGGAAGUUGUUCAGACCACAACCACUACCACGACGAGCACCACAGCUGUCGAAUACUACAACAUAACCAUUAUUGAUGAGCAACAUUCGACGUGUCAGAUUGCGGAAGUCUCGGAUCACGAAUCGGAAUCGAUCGCAUCCCCUGGGGACAAUGAGGUGAAAUCGGAAGUUGAUCUUGAUAACCGGACGAACAUUGCCGAACAAUAUGAGAUCAAAAUUAUGAAUGACAAUGUUUAUACUUCGUUCCAAGAAUCCCAGAUAGAAACUGAAGCUGGUCCUUCAAAUUCAUCGGAGGUUGAUCGAAAGUACACACCCUUAUCGAAAGAUUGCAUCAAAGUUGAAAAAGUAGACAACAUAGAUAAAAUAGAAGUGGAAGAAUCUGAACUACAAAACAGACCUAAUGAAGAUGACAAGCUAGAAUUCGAACUACCUAUAACCAAAAUUGAGCAAACAGUAGCUACUGCUUCCAGUGAACUGCGUGCAUCAACUAUCAGCAACGCUAAUAACUUCGACAGGGAUCAUAAAGACUUCCUGGAAGCAGGUCCAUCCGGGGACAACGUUAAGGAUUCCGUGGGCACGACAGCCGAAAACAAUCAUAACUCCAGGAAUCGUGCUUCGGAACACACAUACCUUGAUUAUAGCACAGAAUACGAUGAUUACGUUCAGGUCGGGGGCUACGGAGCUCCACCACCGGAACAGAUACCGCUUUCGUGGGUGCAAAAGUUCAGUCCCCAAUAUGCACCGUUUGAGGAUCAAAAUUCCUACAUGGAUUUGGACAUGUGUAGCAGUAAGAACAACUCAAACAGCGUUGGCGGAAACAGUGCAGUCAGCAGCAGCAGCUGUACAAACAACAGUGGCAGCGCGAGCAAUUCCGUAAGCCGUGUGGAUUCCAGCAUGGACCGGGCACCUUCGGCCGAAAGUUUAAACAUACGCACCGACGAGAAAAUGCCGGCUAAGGGCGAAAUCUCGGAACAGGAGAGCAACGGAGAUAUGGAGUUGUCGUGGAAUAGGCUGUAUCCGGUUCAUGAGAACAUUCCCAUAUACCCGAUCUCGUACGAUUUGUCCACUGCUCAGGAGUGCUGGAAUCUGAGCAAUCGGAAUACCGAAGUCGGUACGUAUAGUGCCGCGGCGGCUUCAAGCCAAACCCAUAUUAGCGGAAGCAGCAGCGGCAGCAAUCAGGUCAACCAGCACUAUUCACAAGCCCAUCAACAGCAGCAGCCUCAGUUGUCCCAAUCGCAGGGCUUGAACUUUCAAUUUUCUCAAUCGGAUCAUCAGCGCAUCGCUCUGGAUGCUGACGACGACGAUGAGGCGUUGGAUGAUAAAUCGAAAAUUCGUUUAGACUAUGACCCUGGAAUGAACGCCAGUGGCUCGAGCUAUCUUGGACUGGAGCCCAAUUCAAGAGGCACCAAGUUGAUGCACGACAGAAUUGACAGGAAGCUCGUUAAAAUCCGUAACUAUCGGUGUACCGAGUGUCCGGAAACGUUUGCAUUGCUGAAACAGCGAAGGAUACACAUGAAAAUGGAGCACAUGAUUGAUACCAAGGUUAGCUCACUGAUGCCAACUGCAGCCACCAGUACCUCGAUUGCCACGUCGACGGUGACCUCGGGUGCGGCAAUGGAAUUUUUCAACCCCACUGGCGAGGGUCCCAGCAAUAGUUUACUGAACAAAAAGGUCAAAAUCGAACCCGUUCCUAUGCUGAUGAGCUACAGCUCACUGAAGCUAGAACUGGAGCAAAAACAGGAGUAUCAAGAAACUGGUGUAGCGAUUCCAGGACCUUCAGGACUGCCGGCAGGCCCGAGCACAUCCACGAUGGAAGUGGGAGAAAUACGUCGCAAACGAACAUAUGUUUGCGGCACAUGUAAGCAGGAAUUCGAUCGGUUCAAGUUAUUCAAUGCUCAUCUAAUGGUGCAUCCUGUCGAAUGUUACACGUGUGGCAGGAACUUCAAACAUUGGCCAAACUUUGCUUUGCACAUAAAGAGGCAUUUGGGUAUCAAGGAUCACCAGUGCCGGUUGUGUGGAAAGAAGUUUGUCAUCAAACAGAAAUUGAUCGAACAUAUGCGUGUUCACACGGGGAAAGCGCCAAUUAAAUGUCCCGAUUGUGAUCAACAUUUCAGAAGAUUUUCGAAUCUUGCGCAGCAUCGAAAUCGCCAUCAUCUCAAUAAGGUCGCUUCCAAAAAGGAUUUCGUUUGUCACUGUGGCGAAGUGUUCCAAUCCAAGGCCAAAAUGGAGUGGCACAAAGAGAUACAUGAAAACAAACCGAAAAGCUGUCCCUUCUGUAGGGAAAAAUUCAUUCAUAAAAACAGUCUAACGCGUCAUAUUCGCCUGUCCCAUACGGAAAAGUAUGUUAAACUAGAAGCGGCGACCGAGAUGUGUCCAAUUUGCCACCAGCCGUACAUUAAGACCAGUAUGAAGCGGCACAUGGAAACACAUACCGAGGCACGGAUGGCCUUCUCGUGUCCGAUCUGCAACAAACUGUUCAGCACCAACUGGAAUCUUAAGCAGCACAAGUGGACACAUGCUAAUCCCACCCUGAAACCGUUCCAGUGUAACAUGUGUUCGAGUGGAUUCGUCCGGGAGGCCGACUACAUUACCCACAUGAAUUCUCACAAAUCGAUCCGCCCGUACACGUGCAACCAUUGCGGGUGCCAAUUCAUCCGGAAGUACAACUGGAUCCGGCACACGAGGGAACACGAAACGGACAAAAAUUACACGUGCGAAAUAUGCGGUCGCAAGUUCCACCGGAAGUACUAUCUGACGGAGCACAAGCGCAUCCACACUGGGGAGCGACCGUUCUCCUGUAACAUUUGCGGCAAAACGUCAUCCACCAAAACGAACCACAACAAGCACAUCAAAAUCCAUCACGCCAGGGAUCCUCUCACGGCAGAAGGUUAGAUUGAAGGGGAAGGAUUCUUACAUCGUAGUGUUACGAAAGGAAGCAGUUGAGCGUGUUGUUUACUUUGUUGAGAAAAAUGGAGCACGAUACAUUUGAAAAAACCUUUCGUAAGAACUACACAUCAGGACACCGAUUAGACUGUGCGUCAACACAUGAGGUUCCAAAGCAAUAUUUGCAAGGUCCUUAAAAUGUGUUAAAGAGUCGAAGGAAGAAAUGAGGACCGUACUAUUUAUUUCUAGGAAAACAAAUAUGAGUUUGUGAUUUGCUUAAGGUUAUUUGAAGUUGGAAUUUAUUGUUUUGCAUAAUUCAAAACAGUUUAUAUUAGGGGCAAUUGUUGAAAUCUAGUUUCUAUUUACACUUCUCAGUUGUCACGUUUACUCCAUGUGGGGAGCUAAGCUUGAUCUUUUCUUCGAAAGAACUAAACGAGGAAAUUUGUAUCAUUCUUUGAAUAGAUCAUCUCACUUUUCACUACACUACAAGAUUCAAUGUGAAUAAAUCUCAGACGCAUUCAAAAACUUUUAAGCAUUUUAUAAACCUCCAAAUUUUUUUUUCGGAAAUGAAUCUUUGAUAAAUCAACUAAGAAAAUUAGCAAAAAGAAAAAAAAACAGAACAAAUGUAUCGCAAAGUACAGUUUACUUUAUUUAUUUUAGUUCUUAAUAAUCGAUUAAUUAGAUUAUAUGGAUUCAAUCGUUCUAUCAAUCAAGCAAACAACAAAAGAAACAAAACAUAAAAACAAUUGCAAAUAAGUAAGCUUCGAUAUGAAACGGAAUAAUUGUACACACCCAAACACAACAAAAAAUACAAAGAACUGAUUAAUGCAAAACACUAAUCGAGAGCAUAAGACCGUACGUAUUUAAUAAAAAAAAACAAACAGACAAAACAAGAACAUCAUUUGUUUCUCGUUUGCAUUCGGAUUGUAGCCGAUAUGGUCUAAUUCUACAAUGUCCUAAAGAAAGCUGAAAACUAAAUUAAGGAGUAAAAACAGAAACAGAAGAAUAACAUAAGAAAAAAUUACAUCGGUAAUUCGAUAAAGGUUAGAAAAUAAAAUCAAUGAUGGGUGAGAGGAGAGCGAGCAAGAAGGAAAGUAAAUAACUGUAAUAAUUUUAAGUGCAAUAGUUAGGAGAAAGCAGUUUUAUAAUAGUUUUUGUUUUAGGUACAUUUAUGUAAACAAAUGGAUAUCGAAAUCAAACAAACAAUUAAGAAAAAAAGAGUGCAGUGAACAUUGUUUUUCUUUUUCGUUUAUCUUCAAGGAAACACACAAUCGAAAGUAUAGGGGGAGUUUUUUUCCGUUCAAGUUGCACCACAUGGAUGAGCGAUGUUUAUUGGAAAGAAAAGAAAAUAAAUCAAUAAGAAAAGCAAAGUGGCUGUAAAUAUCUGUAAUAGUAUUGGUUUUACUCUUAUCGUGUUUUAUCGUCUUUUUAUUUACCCGCACUUGUUAGGGGUCUCUUCCCGGUCGUCGUCGUCCUUAGUUCAAUUGUUGUCCUCGUCUCAUCAUAAGUCGAACUUACUGCUCACCCACAUGCUCACCACACCGUAUGCUGAUCUGAUACACAUCAUAAUACAUGCAUUUCAAAGCGAUAUCGAUAACAAAAAUAAAUGUAAACAUUUUCCAAAAAACACCCGAUCAAAGAGGGGGAAAAUAAUCAGGUUACAAACGGGGUUGCGUUAUUUUUUCGUUUUGAGAAAUAUGUUUUUUUUCGGAGGGUUCCAUAUUCUCCCACCAGGAUAACGUUGCUUUCACCUUUUACCAAGUGGUUUACAGAUGUUAUUCUUAUUGUGUGUUGUUGGGGGAAUUUCGAGAUGCAAUCUUUCAAAUUUUGUUGGCAGAAAAAAAUCUAAUAUUUUUGGCUUUUAAGGCUACCUGCAGCUUGAGAAGUCUCUGCGCUCAAACGAUAGAAUACACUCAGACGCUUUUACGGAGUACUCACGGACAAAAAUCUUUGAUUGUCUAUCGUUAAAAGCUCAUUCUGAGACAAUAGAUUAUUCACCUCCUUAUCCCUUUGAGGCAAAAAAAAAAACAUCAGUUCGAAUCAACUUCUAAGGACAUCUGAAUUGUCUAUUCUUGCCUCCAGCGUUUCCUGUAGUCAGGACCGCGAGAUGGAGAGUACGCCACUCGAACAAAAUAGUCGGAAUUUAGAACCUCCACAAACAAUUGUACUUGUCAUAAAGUUAUGAUGGCUUAAAGGAAGUCGAGUACUUACCUUAACUUGUUGUUCUGGAUGAUGUAGAGAUCAGCAUACAGUCCUAAACAAUACCGAAAGGUCUCACUUUCACCUAAUUUAACGAUUUUCCGUACUUGCUCGAGAUUUUCCUUUGUUGCUCGAGAAACUGUCAUCAUAAUUUAGUGAUCGUAUGCCGAAAAAAUCGGAAGGCCACCAAAUCGAAUAAUGUAAACUUGGAAACCGAGAAGAAUCUGAAAUAAAAACUAGGUGUAUGUAAUUCUUAAAGCAACAGACAGUUAGAAACAUAGUAUAAAGUCUACAUCAAAAUCUUGACAGUAGACCAAGAUUACAAAGGAAUCCCUUAAACAACGGUAAUUACUCACUCAUAACAUAUUCUAUAACCCGAAAGCAGCUAGCAGUAGGUAACAAUGGAAAGUCAAAUCAUCGCGAGUGUAAAAAGUCUAACCGGAAACAAAACCAAAAUCGUUCAUGAACUGAGGAAACUUACGGGCUCCCAACUUUAACUACCGCAAGUGACAAACACAGAAUUAAUGAGAAAACGCGAGAAGCGGAAUGAACUAUUACAACCAAACAAAAAAAUGCAUAGCUAAUUUUUUUAAAACCAUUAACGAUUCGUACAUUUUUCGGAAAAAAGUUUCCAAACACAGAGAUGGAAGUAUCAUCACAUGGUUUGGGAACAACACAUGGGUGUAUAUUUUAGGCAAAAAAAAUCUGAUAAUUCAAACAAGAAACAAGAAAAAAAAACUAAGUGCAUCUAGGAUAUGAGAGAAACGCGGGGGAGUCGAUUUUGAAUUGAAUGUGUUCUAAUUGAGUUGGUGGAGCGGAAACAAAAGCCGAAAACAGAAAAAAGUUAAGCAAAUAAAUCUCUAUGAUUUUCAAUUAAAAAUUAA
This is a messenger RNA of Uranotaenia lowii, 9141 nucleotides long. RefSeq lists its product as uncharacterized. The coding region runs from base 395 to 6067 and encodes 1890 amino acids. The record is from RefSeq and is a predicted model, not a curated record. Lineage: Eukaryota; Metazoa; Arthropoda; Insecta; Diptera; Culicidae. The transcript has 3 exons.